This is a messenger RNA of Drosophila bipectinata, 4038 nucleotides long. RefSeq names its product jelly belly (gene jeb). Lineage: Eukaryota; Metazoa; Arthropoda; Insecta; Diptera; Drosophilidae. Gene Ontology annotation, molecular function: protein binding; transmembrane receptor protein tyrosine kinase activator activity. Gene Ontology annotation, biological process: positive regulation of MAPK cascade. Gene Ontology annotation, cellular component: terminal bouton. The record is from RefSeq and is a predicted model, not a curated record.
AGAAAAGCAGUGAGUAGCUCAAAAAGAAAACCAAAGUGCCGCGGAAAACUUAACCAUCUAAGCCUAUAAUAAAAAAUAGAAACAAAAGUGACAGACAGCCAAUUAAAAUAUAUAUACAAAGUAGUUAAGAGAGGCUAAAUCAAAACCGUGGACUAGGAUCUGAAAGCCGACGGAAGACAGCAACUAGUUGUUAGUGGGCCUGAACACACCUCCCCCCCUGGGAAUAGCUCGUGAAGAAACGGGGCAGGAGUCGGAUCUCACUCCCCAGAUACUCGACACGGGCCAACAAGGUUCAAAACACUCUGCGGUGUAAUAAAAGCUGCUACUUUGCCACCAACUUCCACUCCAGCUCCCACACCAGUUCCACCUCUACGUCCGACUCGAACUCGAACUCCAUCUCCGUCUCCGUCUCCAACUCCCUAGCUCCCCAGCUCCAGUUCCGCUUCGAAAGUAGACAAUUGAUUAUUGAUUUUGUCUAAGGCAGAAAGAACUGUGAAGCUUAACUCGCCAGCAAAACAAACUUGGCAGCAGAGAAAGCGUCGAAAGGCGAGUAGGAGAGCCGAGGAAGAUAUAUAAUAGAGAAGAGGCGUUGAAAGACGGUUGGAAAAUAAGUUGGAAAAAGUCCCGGGAAGCCCACGAGCAGUGUUGUGCAAUGCCAGGCUUACGCCGGCCCAGUGUUGGUCAUCAGCAGCGGUGUGGGGCCUGAAGACCCACAAGAGCUGUGAUUAAAGCCGAGGAAACAGAGACACCCCAGCGCUAGCCGGGAUCGAGCUAAAGAAGAGGCUAACGAAAGGUCCCCACAACCCCCACAGCCAUCCCCACUACCACACCACCAAGCACUCUCUUCUCCACCCCACUCUUACCAAUCAAAUAAGCCGCCAAAAUAAGCCGUCUAAUCGAGAAGCUGCGUCAGACCAACAAACGCAAAAUGCUCUUCUCGCUGGCCCAGACGCUCUUCUGCGUCCUGCUGAUCCAAGGCGGCCUCUACGCCCUCCACCUGAGCGGCAACGGGAACUCCAACGGCGACAAGGCCUUGGGAGAGGCAAAGGCCGCGCUGCAGGGAGGUCUGCCCGCCCCCAGCCAGCCCAUCGGACCCUCCACCUCGUCGUCCUCUUCGUGGCAGAAGGCUCCGGCCCAGCAGCAUCAGCAGCAUCCGGGCGGAUCUCCUCCGGGUGGUGGCAGUGGUCAUGCCCAUCGAUCGGCGGCGGCGGCCGCCUUCGACGCCACCACCGUGCGCCUGAACAAGGAGAUCGCCGACAUGGCUCAGCUGGAGCGGGAGCGACUCAUGCUCCUGGCCCGAGCCAAGCAGACGGCGGAGUCUGGAGGCGCUCCGGUCAACCAUCGGGGACAUCCCUUCAUCGCCGGCCGCAUACAGAUGCAGCCCACGGAGGAGCUGGAUGUCGGCGACUAUCCGGCUCUGCUCCAGCAGGCGGCUCGGGGCUACAUCUUCGGCAAUGUCCAGAAGCAGCCGCCCACUCCGCUUACCGUGGAGGAGGACUAUGAGCAGCUCAGGGAUCUCGAGAACAGGCCCGUCAAGUACUACGGCCGAGUGGUGACGCCGUCGGAAAGGGAGGAGCAGGUCGAGUCACUCUACGAGCCAAUGCACUCUUUCGGCGACUUUGACGACUUCUCCGAGCUGGAGCCCGAGCAAGAGCCGCACUUGGGCGAGGAGGAUCUGCUCCGAGAGCUGGACGCCUAUCAGUACCACGGCUUGGAGGAGGAGCCGCUACCAGAGAAUCCCUAUCGCACCUUGGAGCAACUGGAACUGACGGCGCCCGAGUCGCUGCAGCAGCUCUUCGAACAGGAGCAGGAGCAGCGCGAUGCACCCGCCAAGGCAGGGCACUCCGUCAAGGUUCACGGCCCAGGAAACUACAACAUACGCUCGCAGCAGAAGUGGGCCAGAAAAAGAGCCCAGGGAUCGCAGGGACAUAGCCCGGGAGCGGAGAAGCAGCUGCAGCGCCAGAUCUUCGCCCAACACUUCAAGCCGCAGCGCAACGGAAAGCUCUCGCUGGCAGCCAACUCUGAGGCCACGGCCGGCAGCAAGCACUUGAAGGCCACCAGUCGCUCCGGAUCUGUGACGGGCGCCAAGGAUAACGAGAAGCCAGCUAACGACUUGGGAGGAAGUACAGCCGCCGGGGAGUCGCAAAAACAGCAAACGGAACAGGAGAAGAAGGAUCCCAGUCACAAGCGAUCCGGGGGCAGUAACGGAGUAUCUGCUGGAUCGCCGGGAAGCGGCUAUGCGGCGCCACCAAUGGUGUCCCAUAGCAUAGCCAGCCAGCUGAUGCUGCGCACCGCCCGCGGUCAACGGCAGUACGAUGUGCCACAAAUCGAGUGCCCCACCGCCAUGGAUGGCAUGGAGCGGUUCGCCUGCCCGAUACCCGACCGGCAGGGCAGAUACCGCUGCAUAGACGAUCAUGUGCUGUGCGACGGCUUCAUCGAUUGUCCUGACGGCGAGGACGAGGACCGAAGAUCCUGCAUGUUUUACAAGACGACGAAGGCUCACUUGGAUGUGUUAGCGGAUGCGUUACUGCGCUGGGCGCGAGGGCGUUAAGCUCCACCCACCCACCAAGCCUACAAACACACGCCGACACUCACACAUAAACGACUUCUAAAAGACACCCACACUAUAGCAGACAAAAACCAGCCAUAAUUACAAACAAAAAAUUAGUUUUAACGAACCUCAAGUAAAGCUAAAGCCUAUUAAGUUUGAAAAUUCCACGCCCCAAACACAGACCCCAGUCUUUUCCCUAAAGAGAGAGAGAAGGCAGGGAAAGAAAUCCCCAAUGGAUCGAGAAAAAAAACCCAAAGACAGGACUAGACUUCAGCUCGAUGGAGAACUAAAUGGAUUGCCAAGUAAGAGAAAAACAGGAUGCUAUUGAUUAAAAACCAAAAUGAACAUUAUGACGCAACAGAUACUCAUAAAGAAAAGAUAUGAUUAUUAUUACACUAUUAUUAUUAAAAAAUUAACUUAAUGAAAGCCCAAGACAUAAAAAAACAAAAAUAGCGGUUAUAAAUACUAAAGCUACAUUUUAAUUCAGCAAAACAAAAUAAAAGAAGAAAAACGAAAUCGAAAUCGAGCAAAACAAGAAAAUUGUUACAAAAAAAAUACGAAUAUAUAUUUUUAUUUUUCAUUUCGAAUUUCGAAUUUGUUUCGCAGGAACAGAGAGAGCCGAUAAUGAGGAUAAACAAAAUUGGGCCUAACUAUUUUUAGUAUAUAUUAAAAAAAUAUAUUAUAAAUAUAUCUUACUAUAUGAAAUAUAUUUCGUGUACAUUAUUUAAUUAUACGUGUAUUAAAGUAUAAAUGUUAAAUAAACCAAAAAUGAAAUCAAAAACGAAGAAAGCAUGGCAAAAAGGCAUGAAAAUGGCAAGGAUAAAAAUGAAGUUAUAUAUACAUAUACACAGAAAAAAAAAACCGACAUAAAAAUAUAUAUUAAUAGUAUACAUAUACCAAUAACAAACAAAUAUACAAUUGACGGAAUAUAUUGCAUUAGGUUUUAUUGCUGAUUACUGAACAAGAAAAAUGAAUGCAAUAUAAUAUACUUAUAUACAAAUGCAAUAACAGCAAGUUUAGCAAAAAAAAAAAUAAGAAAAACAUUUACAAAUUAGACGAGAAGCAAAAAAAAAAAAACAUUUUACAUAAAGAAAAAGACUUGACUUCAUUAAACCGAUUUUGUUCAAAUAGCAUUUAGCGUUUUGAGUUCAAAGUUCUCUCAUUCAUAUAUUUCCAUCAUAUUUUGCCCAUAUACUCUAUUGUUUUGAUCAUGUGUGUAAAUAUGUACUUUAAUUUAAUUAUGAUUUGCAUUUCAAGAUCUCUCUCACUUGAAACAAAAAAUCAGUAAACAGAAACAUUUCCCGUUUUUGAUUAGUUCAUGAGUAAGAAAAACAGUUCUCACGGAAACGGCAGCUAUCUGUAGUUAAGUAAAUUUAUUUACAUUAUUAAAAAGUAUAUUUAAAUAACAAUGGACUUAUAAAUAUACAUGAAAACACGAUAAGCUUAUAAGCAAAACGACAAAAGCUUGUAAAAAUGCUAACUUACCC